AACUGUAUUCUACAACUGCUUCAUCUCUUAUUUUCUAUAUAUUGCUGUAUGCUUCUACCGUCAUACCGAAUGCACCAACACGAGAUCGUGGCGGAACCAGGUUCGAAACCGACCUUUCGAGCACCAUAUCGGCUAAGCCCCACAGAACUAGCCGACAUGAAGAAACAGAUCGAGUAUCUCCUCGCCAAAGGACUCAUCCGACCAUCCACUUCGCCAUACAGUACCCCAUUACUCUUCACACCGAAACCAGACAGAAGCCUGCGCAUGUGCAUCGACUAUCAGGCUCUCAACAAGCAGACCAUCAAGAACAAGUACCCGAUUCCACGAAUCGAUGAUCUACUUGACCAGCUUCGGGGAGCCACGGUAUUUUCAAAACUAGAUCUGCGGUCCGGAUACUGGCAGAUAAGAAUGGCGGAUGAUUCCGUUCACAAAACUGCCUUCCAAACUCGGUACGGAUCGUACGAGUAUCUGGUAAUGCCGUUCGGACUCACUAAUGCACCUGCAACGUUCCAAGCAGAGAUGAAUCAUAUCCUACGCCCACUCUUGGACGAAUGCGUGGUGGUGUACCUGGACGACAUCCUCGUCUACUCGCGCGACAUGCACCAACACGUCGAGCACCUACGACGCGUCUUCGAAAUUCUUUGACGAGAACGAUUCUACGUCAAAC
This is a messenger RNA of Closterium sp. NIES-67, 667 nucleotides long. The record is from the annotation of a GenBank genome assembly. Lineage: Eukaryota; Viridiplantae; Streptophyta; Zygnematophyceae; Desmidiales; Closteriaceae.